Molecule: messenger RNA, 3117 nt
Organism: Cladocopium goreaui
Lineage: Eukaryota; Dinophyceae; Suessiales; Symbiodiniaceae
Source: the annotation of a GenBank genome assembly
AUGCGCACGCAAGUCUUUGAGAAAACCAAGAUGUGCAAGUUCCACAUCCUGGGUGCUUGUGCCAAAGGCGCCAGCUGUCGAUUCGCGCAUUUCCCGUCUGAGUUGAACAACUUGCCGGACCUGGCGUGCACUAAGCUAUGCAAAGCUCUCAUCGCUACCGGUCUCUGUGACAAUCCUGAAUGCCGAUAUGCACACAGCCAAGAGGAGCUCCGUCCGAUGCCAUUCGGGCAAGCUGUUGUAUAUGGAGCACCUGGAGCUGAACGCGAGAAAGAAAAACGAACCGGCCCACAGCUCACUGUUGGAGCACUGAUCCAGCCAGUCGGCCAGGUUGUCCCGGUGGCACCCAGAAAUCCUGCCCCACCUGCACCAGGGAUGCACAUGCAAACGGCCUUGCAUCGCCAGCCGCCAAUGAUGGGACAGGAGAGUGCAUACCGUACCGACUUCAGUCGUUGGGAGUCAAUGGCGCAGGAGGAUGUGGCAUCGGUAGCAUCUGAUGGCUAUCGCCAACUAGGACUCCUGGGGGUCCGCAACACAACUCCUCCGCGCAUGCCAAAGGUUUCUUCGGCUGCCGCUCGCCUAUGCACGAUGGGGCAAGACACAGAGGAGCCGGUGGAGGCCCUUCGUAUGCCUUCAGCCAAUGAGCCGAAUCUGGAUGAUGUGCUGCAGGAGGCCAAGGAAGUGGCCGCAGCCGCCAAAGAAUCCGGACUCUUUGACAAGGUCUAUGAGCUGAUUGGUCAGGAAGCCACUGCUGAGAACAUCAGAUCAAAGCUCAGUGAUGCCGUCCGAGACUUGAGGGACAACUCACUGCUGGUGGUUUUCUAUGCUGGCCAUGGCUAUUUCGAAUCAGGUUUCACUUGGAUUAAAACAGCAGAGGCACCGAUUGCCUUGCAGAAAGAAGUUUUCGAACAUGUAAAACAGUUGAGACAAAAUGAUGGAACAACACGCCGUAAUAGCUUGGAUUUUGGUUUUGUUUUCUCUUGUUGCCGAAUAGCAGACCCGGAUGGCCUACAGCAAGAUCGAGAUACAUCUCCACCAGACUACAAAGAUCUUGCUGGUGACACCAUUAUUGAGCUGCAUGCCUGUCAGCCGGGCUCCUGCGUUGUUGAUUCUGUUCUCCUAGGAUUUGCCUUGGCAUACUACUUGCGAAAGAAGCCUGCAGACUUUGAGUCAAUGCUGCAGAGUGUAAGCACUGAUGUGCGUUAUUUGUCUAUAGACCGCAUUCAACCGUAUACGAAGAAGGUCGAAUCGAAUCACACGAUCGUGUUGCAUAGUGGCAAAACUGACAGUCAGAAUCCGAUUAUGGGAGAGGCUGAGCUUCGCCACUUCAAGGACGCAUUUCUGCUAUCUAAUCACAUAUUCGAAGCAAUACAGCAAGAAAUGAAAGCUGCAGACCCAAUGCGGUCAUACGAGAAUGUGCGUGGCGAGCUCGCAGAAAUGGCAAGGUUGAUUGCCGGCAUGGGAAAACAGGUUACAAAUCUCCAGAUUCAAUUGAGUGUCCUGUGCCAAUGGCCCCUAUCUGAAAUGAAUGCGACAUUGGAAAUAUGGAUGAGAGAACCUCAGCUUUCCGAAUAUCUUGCUGCAUGUGAUAGAGACAUCCAGAACUGGCAACUUAUACCUUCAACACCGAGAGAGGCUUUCUACUCAGCCUUGAGGAAAGUCUCAAGCGGCGGACUGCGAGAUCUCCACAGUCCAGCAAUGUGUGCACGUGUCAAAUGUGUCAAAAAAUUCCUUGGUCUCUUUGUGUCCAGCAUCUCGGUUUUGUUCCCAGGUGAAGUAGAGGAGUCGAGCGAGCAAUCAUCGGAUGUCGAUGGGUGUUCACAUGACCCGGAGGUUCACCAAACUCAUUUGCGUAUCCCUGACGCCGACGCCGCAGACUUCUCGGAGAGGGAACGUGCAGCAGUUCUGGAUGCACUGUAUGAUAUGCUGAACGACAUGGGCAUCGGGAAUGACGCCGCCUUCAGCAUCCUCUCAGGUAGCCUGUGGAUUGUGAUCAGUACAUCGGCACCUUUAGCUGACAAACAACGAAGUGGUUUGGUCGCAGCGCUCAACAUGUAUGUCAAGAAAUGCAAGAGCGGCAAGAAUGGCCCAACUAGCGCCUGUGCUUGGAUGUUUGCCAAAACUGUACAGCUGACAAACGGUGCACUUGUGCCUAUCAGCGUGUUCAAUCGUGUUCGCUUGGCAAGAGAUUUGCAAAAGAAAUUGCAGAAGAGGCCCACUGCCGAUGCUUCUUGGUCCACCUGGCUGGAUGCCAAUGGGAUCAAGGCAAUCGCAACGGCCGUAUACAACUCAAACGAAGGAAGAUCGGUCAUUUCAGAACGCCAAGUCCGCUUGUUUCAUCAUGGCCAAGAGCUUCAAGGGCGUGAGCUGUUGCGGAGCGCAGGUGAUAUACAGAUUACAGUCGAAAAAAUGUGGGAGGAGUUGACAUGGUCGGCAGCUUUGGAAGAGACGAUGCAGAAGAUAUCGCAGAGACAGGACGCAAAGGAAAUGCCAUGGGCGCGGAGCAAGAGUUUUCAAGAUUUUGCUCUGGCUGUAUUUGGCAUCUGCUCUUCACCAGAUGCAGUUCUAUCUCAACUUUGCAUCCAAGGGCUUCAAGAUGUCCUCCAAAGCGACAAGUUCAUGGACAGCUGCACAAAUCCUCUGGCAUUGUUGACUGAGGUGCUAUCUUACCUCCUUGCCAAUGACCCUGACAUGGCGGAGCCGAUUGAGCCGAUGAAGGAAAUGCCGGAAAUGCCGCCAGCUACCCAAGAUCCAUUGGAGGAUGACAUGGCGGAGUCCAAAGAGGAACUGCCGCCGAUCAGAAAUCCAUUGGAGGCUCUAGAGUGUCCAGCUCUCAAAGAGUUACACGCUCAAUUGGCUUCCUUUCCGUUGACGCAAGAUAGCCUGCUGAAGGCAGUGAUUGCUUUUCCAUCCAUGAUUCAUUUACCAAUUUUCCCGGAUUUUUUGAAUGUUUUGGAAGCACUCACCCGCCCAGUGACCACACGCGGUCCGAGUGGAGGGUCUUCUUUGCAGGAUGAAGUGGAUCAAGAAGUUGCUGUGAUGUUAAAAGCUUUGCCUGCCAACAUUGAAAGGUUGGGCUGUGAGAACGCCCUGGCAGAUUUCAUUGCUGAGUGGAGGUAG